Lampris incognitus (smalleye Pacific opah) is the source of this 3467-nucleotide messenger RNA. RefSeq names its product glycerol-3-phosphate acyltransferase 4-like. Gene Ontology annotation, cellular component: endoplasmic reticulum. Bases 680 to 2053 code for a protein of 457 amino acids. Lineage: Eukaryota; Metazoa; Chordata; Actinopteri; Lampriformes; Lampridae. The transcript has 13 exons. Gene Ontology annotation, molecular function: glycerol-3-phosphate O-acyltransferase activity. Gene Ontology annotation, biological process: triglyceride biosynthetic process. The record is from RefSeq and is a predicted model, not a curated record.
CUGGUCGGGGCCACUGGGUGGACGUCUGAAACGUUCCCGUCCGCACCGAGUCGUCCCGUUUGUUGUCCGCCGGGUGGAGUUAGCGCUGCCAUGGACGAAGACGAGUAAUGGUCAGCGAAACCUUUGCACCGGUUUGCACGGCGAAGGUCCGUGUGACACUCGGCAGCCGGACCCUUGGGUCGUUCCCGGCGGAAGGAGGCGCCCGCUGAGCGCCCAGCUGGUCUGGUCCCCCCCCCCCCUUGAAGCCUCGACACGCCUCGGUGCAGCUGUAGGCUUUUCUCACGCGAAGGAUACCUGGCACGGGUCGAGGGUCCCGUUUUGCUAAAAAAAAAAAAAAACCCAAAUUUUGUGGAAAAAGUGGUUUUCUUUUCGUUUCGGAAUUUGAAGCGUCGGCCAACUAAAUAAUGCUGCUAGAUGUGGGGAAACAAUGCAAUGCCCUGAUAUUGCCCGAGAGGGCAACAAGAUUCCCACCAGUAUAGAGAUGGACCCCCAUGUCAGUGGGAGAAGUCGCCUGGUGAACCAGACAGCUUAAUGAGGGCCUUGUUCUGACAGAAGAGACUUGGGGCCACUUGGGGCCAAGACUUGAGGUACUGUCCCUUUGCUGCUGCUGCUGUUGACCAGCCGUUAGUUUUAAAAAUUGUGGAGGAAAAAAAAUAUAUCCAAUCUGUUGGUCUUCAAGAUGGGUUUGUUCUUCGACCCUUUCGACAACCUGCUGUGCAUUCUCCUGGGCAUCUCCUUCACGGUUUGGUUCACGCUACUGCUAGUCUUCAUCAUUGUGCCUGCCAUCUUCGGUGUGUCCUUCGGCAUCCGACGACUCUACAUGAAAACAUUGUUAAAAAUCUUUGAGUGGGCCACACUAAGGAUAGAGAGAGGAGCUAAAGAGAAGAACCAUCCUCUGUACAAGCCCUACUCCAAUGCCAUCAUUGCCAGGGAGCCCACCUCCUUAGAGGAGGAAAUCAAGGAGAUCCGGCGCAGCGGCAGCAACCGAGACCUGGACUCGGCCUCUGAGUUCGAGAUGUCUGAUAUUUUCUACUUCGCCCGGCGUGGAGUGGAGAGCAUCAUGGACGACGAGGUGACCAAGCGCUUCUCUGCCGAGGAACUGGAGUCCUGGAACCUGUUGACCCGCAGCAACUACAAUUUCCAUUACAUCAGCUUGAGACUGACUGUCCUUUGGGGGCUGGGAGUGCUUAUCCGCUACGGCUUUCUGCUGCCUCUCAGGGUAACUCUUGCCUUCACUGGGGUAGGCCUCCUCGUCUUCCUCACCUCUAUUAUCGGGCUGCUGCCGAACGGCAGGAUGAAGAACUUCCUGAGCGAGCAAGUUCACCUGAUGUGUUACAGGAUAUGCGUCCGUGCCCUCACUGCCAUCAUCACCUACCAUGACAGUGAGAAUAAACCCAAGAAUGGAGGGAUCUGUGUUGCAAAUCAUACGUCACCCAUCGACGUCAUCAUCCUGGCCAGUGACGGGUGCUAUGCGAUGGUUGGCCAAAUCCACGGGGGUUUGAUGGGGGUCAUUCAGAGGGCCAUGGUCAAGGCCUGCCCACAUAUUUGGUUUGAGCGCUCAGAAGUCAAAGACCGACAUCUAGUGGCCAAAAGAUUGAGUGACCAUGCAGAAGACAAAUCAAAACUGCCCAUUCUCAUUUUCCCAGAAGGUACCUGCAUCAAUAAUACCUCAGUUAUGAUGUUCAAGAAGGGCAGCUUCGAGAUCGGCUCCAAAGUGUACCCUGUAGCUAUUAAGUAUGACCCACGGUUUGGAGAUGCCUUCUGGAACAGCAGCAAAUUUGGAAUGGUCAACUACCUGUUACGUAUGAUGAGCAGCUGGGCUAUAGUCUGCAGUGUGUGGUACCUUCCUCCCAUGUGCAAAGAGGAGGGGGAGGAUGCUGUACAGUUUGCCAACCGUGUAAAGGCAGCCAUUGCCAGGCAAGGAGGACUGGUUGACCUGCUGUGGGAUGGAGGUUUGAAACGCGGCAAGGUAAAGGAUACCUUUAAAGAAGAACAGCAGAAGCUGUACAGCAAAAUGCUGGUGGGAACCCAAGAGGACCGCAGUCGCUCCUGAAGAAGUUGAAUGGAGACUUGACUGAUGCGGUUGAACGUCUUGGGGGGACCACUGAAAUGACAGCACUGCUCCCUCACCUAGUGGAGUUCCUUGGCAGGAAAACUCCUUUUCUGAUGUCAAUGAUACCCAUUUGGCUUCCUCAGUCACUGCCUAAGCCUGGCAUGUCCAGUUCUCAUCGCUGUUACAGACUGUCGUGAGUCUCCUGUCCUUGGUUGGAAUGGUUUGACAGAGGCCUGGCUUGUUACUUAGACUGACAGGCAUAAAUGGGCAUAAAGUUGUUGGCAGUCUUUUAAUUAAGGGAAAAAAUGUAUCAGUCCUUUGUCAUUAAGUUCCUGUGUUUGUUUGGUAGUUUAACCUUUUGAGUUCAGUUUAACUGUAAUGUCUGUAUUGUAUUUCUUAAAAGUUAAACAUAUUUUGACCUGGGAGGUAGGCCAGAGCUAUUGUAGAUACAACUAGUUUGUUCGGAAGACAAACCUUGUUGACAGAGUUGGGAGUCGCACGACUGGCUUGCACCCAACACGACUUAGGGCACAGUGCCGCAAUCUGUUACAUUUCAACUUAUGGAUAUUUUUUUUUUGGGUCUCUUUUUCCAAAGGAAAAAAAAAAUCCCUACAUUUUAAGCUUUGCGUUUUACAAUAAGAGUUAUAUCUGCACAUGUCGUUGGUAUAGAAGUUACUCUACAGAUGACCUGUUGUCUUUAUUUCUAUGCUAUUUUCCAUUGAAUGUGUAAUAUCACGUCAUGAAGUGGAAAAUAAGCCUGUCUACAGUCACCGCGACGGGGGUUGUGGAAAUGUAGUUGUUAAUCUUGUCCUUGCUUAUAUGCAACACAACCUCAAUUUACCAUCCCAUCCUUGUCGAGCACUAAUUUAGGAGGAUCUCUAAGCGUUUAACCCUUCAACACUAGGGCACACAUUUAGACGAGUAGGGUCAUUUUCAUCACAUUUGGACUCCACGCGAAGACAUUUCCAAACUGCUAAUAACUCAUCCUCUCACAAACAUCAUGGAAAUGCUUCCUAGAAGGCUGAUAAUCAUGUUUUCAUCAGAUACGUCCUCAAUGCAGGGACAUUCUUGCCAAAUUUGCUCAAAGUGACCUCUAAGUUAUCUACCCCCCCCCCCCCCCAAUCAUUAUCUUCCUCCCACUGGUCAGCUUCCUCAAGGAGGCACCAAGGAGAAACAGAAUGCAGCUGUAGUUUUGGCAGACAGCCUUUUUGCUCCUCCCGAAUUUAGGGGUUGUCAUCCCUCUGGACUUUGCUUUAUCAGGGAUAUUCCUUUAGGUCAAGUGUCAUUUCUGUUCACAAAAAUAAAAGUUCCAAGUAUGUGACCUGAUCCAUGACGGAUGUUUUUUUGUUUUUUUUCCCAGUAUUGUUCCGUCGAGUUUGUGGUAAGGCCACCACACACCCGCGCAAGCUAACGU